UGCAGCCUUGAGCGUCCUCCUCUCGGGCUCCCUCUGGUCGACAGCGGGCGGGCGGGCGCCGAGCUGCUGAGGCCAUGCCAUUGAAACAUUAUCUCCUUUUGCUGGUGGGCUUCCAAGCCUGGGGUGCAGGCUUGGCCUACUAUGGCUGCCCUAGUGAGUGCACCUGCUCCAGGGCCUCCCAGGUGGAGUGCACCGGGGCGCGCAUUGUGGCAGUGCCCACCCCCCUGCCCUGGAACGCCAUGAGCCUGCAGAUCCUCAACACGCACAUCACCGAACUCAGUGAGUCCCCAUUCCUCAAUAUCUCGGCCCUCAUUGCUCUGCGGAUUGAGAAGAAUGAGCUGUCCCACAUCAUGCCUGGUGCCUUCCGCAACCUGGGCUCGCUGCGGUACCUCAGCCUUGCCAACAACAAGCUUCAAGUUCUGCCUAUCGGCCUCUUCCAGGGCCUGGAUAACCUCGAGUCGCUCCUUCUGUCCAGCAACCAGCUGGUACAGAUCCAGCCAGCGCACUUCUCCCAGUUCAGCAACCUCAAGGAGCUGCAGCUGCACGGCAACCACUUGGAGUACAUCCCCGACGGCGUCUUCGACCACCUGGUGGGCCUCACCAAGCUCAAUCUGGGCAAGAACAGCCUCACCCACCUCUCACCCAGGGUCUUCCAGCACCUGGGCAACCUCCAGGUCCUCCGGCUAUAUGAGAACAGGCUCUCGGACAUCCCUAUGGGCACCUUUGAUGGGCUUGGCAACCUCCAGGAGCUGGCCCUGCAGCAGAACCAGAUUGGUAUGCUCUCCCCUGGCCUCUUCCACAACAACCGUAACCUCCAGAAACUCUAUCUGUCCAACAACCACAUCUCCCAGCUGCCCCUCGGCAUCUUCACGCAGCUGCCCCAGCUCAACCGUCUCACACUCUUUGGGAAUUCCCUGAAGGAGCUCUCUCCGGGGAUCUUUGGGCCCAUGUACAACCUGCGCGAGCUCUGGCUCUAUGACAACCACAUCACUUCUCUACCCGACAACGUCUUCAGCAGCCUCCACCAGUUGCAGGUCUUGGUCCUCAGCCGCAACCAGAUCAGCUUCAUCUCCCCGGGCGCCUUCAACGGGCUGACGGAGCUGCGGGAGCUGUCCCUCCACACCAACGCACUGCAGGAGCUGGACGGGCAUGUCUUCCGCAUGUUGGCCAACCUGCAGAACAUCUCCCUGCAGAACAACCGCCUCAGACAGCUCCCAGGGAAUAUCUUCGCCAACGUCAACGGCCUCAUGACCAUCCAGCUGCAGAACAACCAGCUGGAGAACCUGCCCAUGGGCAUCUUUGACCACCUGGGGAACCUGUGUGAGCUGCAGCUCUAUGACAACCCCUGGAGGUGUGACUCAGACAUCCUUCCGCUCCACAACUGGCUCCUGCUCAACAAGCCCAGGUUGAGGAUAGACACCCUCCCAGUGUGUUUCAGCCCAGCCAAUGUCCGAGGCCAGUCCCUCAUCAUCAUCAACAUCAAUGCUGCUUUCCCUAGUGUCCAGGUGCCAGAGAUCACCGAUGUGCCCAGCAAGCCAGAAACGCCACGGUACCCAGACACGUCCAGCUACCCUGACACCACCUCUAUCUCCUCCACCACUGAGUUCAUCAGCCCCGUGGACUAUACCGAUCUGAACACCAUCGUGACCACCAAUGCCCACAGCACGUUGGGCAUGACCCAGGCCCAGAGCGGGCUGGCCAUUGCUGCCAUUGUCAUUGGCAUCAUUGCCCUGGCCUGCUCCCUGGCUGCCUGCAUCUGCUGUUGCUGCUGCAAGAAGAAGAGCCAUGCAGUCCUGAUGCAGAUGAAGGCACCUAAUGAGUGUUAAAGAGGCAGGCUGGAGGCAGGGCUGGGGAAUAGUGGGACCACCGGAGGAUCGGGGACUUUUGUCAUUCCGCCUACACCUCUGGGUCCACAGAGCCAUCCCCUGCUCCCUGUCUCUAGUCCCCAAGAGAAAGGUGCCGCUACCCUUUGCUGACCUGCCUGGUUCUCCUGUUUCAACGGGAGAACCAGCUCUUGCAGGACCUUCUUACCGCCAGGGAUGUUCAACUGGCCAUGGCAAAAACCCUGUGGGGUUUCCAAUUCACAUCCCUGGGCUUCCUUCAGGAAAGCUCCUCCUCCAAAGUCUCACCAUCUCUCCUCCAGGAAUAGCCUUCCCUGGGCCCGCACCCCUGCUGGCCUCUGUAGACUCAAUUAUUACACGCCUGCGCACUUUGUGGCAAUAAUUCUCCGCUGGGACCGCCCAUCUCCCGAGUAUUAUGUAAGCUGAUUUCUCUUCUUUUGCUCCUCUCGUUUGUGGCGUGGCUCUACCCUGUCCCCUCAAAUGAAAAGUCUCUCUCGAUUUUCCACUCCUGAAGGCAGGGGGAGUUCUCUCCUCAAAGAAGGCUUCAACCCAUUUAGCUGGUUUCUUAAGAACUGCCAAGUGCCCGGCUUUCAGGUUGCUAUGAAAGAGAGAAGGAAGAACGAUGCCACUCAGUUCCUGGAGACAGAGCCAUCCUCCCUGUCUCUCUUGUGCUUUUCAUCUGGAAAAGGAAGAAAGGCCCCAGUGCAACACAUUCAGCCUUUUACAGAAUGUGAUUUCCCAACUGCAAACUUUGCUUUGAAAAUUUUAGUCCUUUAAGGAAUAGAAUAGUGUUGAAUUUCUGACCCCUAAAGACAUUAAGAUCAGCUUAUUGGUACUCGGUGGAGAAAGGAGCCUGGUACUUGGGGGUCCUUGUGUUCACCCCUAGGAUUUUUCUCUUUUAACUUUUUAUUGAAGUAUAACAUACAUACAGAAAAGUGGGAGCAUGGUAAUGUAGAGUGCGAUGGAUUUUCACAAACUGUGCACACCCAUGUGAUCAGCAUCCAGAUCAAGAGAAGGACAUCACUAGUAUCCUCCAUCAUGGGCUGUUAUUGGAGAAGACUGGGGCUUGUGGAAAUGGCAUGGACUUACCUGGGAACUGGCUCCCCGUGAGCCAGGGCGGGCCCCCCCAGUGACCCCCCAAGCUAGCCCUUACAAAGUCCCAGCUGCCAGGGCUGGAGGAGAAGAUGUGGGUACACUCAGGCCUGGACAGGAGAUUUUACUAAAUUCCCAGACCCUGAGGCACCCAGACUGGCCAGGUCAGAAUGAUCUCGACUACAGAGGCCAAUGCAACCACACACUCUUCCCUGCUGACAUGCUGUCUGCUGCUCAUUGGAGAUCCCUCUGCCUGGGCCUUUUAUGGGCAUGAUAUGCCUAUAUCUGUUUUUAAUUUUCACUCUCCAUUUGGGGGAAGUUAAAUAGCUCAGAGAUGAGAUCCUUUAAUUGAACAGCCAAGUGUAAUGGAACCCAGCAAUCCCUCUAAUGUCGUGGUAAAAUUCUCCAUCAACACUACAGUCAGCUAGAAACUGAACUGCAGAAUUCUCACGUACAGCAGGCAACAUCAGGGUACAUGGUAGGUCACACUGGGUCAGGGGCUCUCUGGAGCUCCUCCUGCCUGUGGUCUGGUUGUAAGAGUUGAGUAGUUUGGUCCAGGGUUAUUCUCCUUGAGUUACAUUCACACAAAUACCUGCCCUUGCUGCCCAACACACAUAUUCACACAGAUAAAAAAUUAUGCUCAUGGAAAUGCAUCUUUCUCUGGACAACUGGCCUACCACUUUAGAAGUAAAAGUAGUGAAACGGAGAAUUGUAGGUGUCCAUGUCUGCCCAGGAAAGAGCUGUAGCCAAUGCUAUAAGGAUUUGGAAAUCCACCAUCAAUCCUGACUGGCUCCUACUAGUUCCCUCUGCCCCACAAGACAAAUAAGAAAUUCCCUGGGGCCUUAGCAGCAUGAUGGUGACAGGUCCCCAACAAAAAGCGUCCAGGAAGUGACGUGUGAGAAUUAGUGCACUUUGUAGCUUUUCCCUCUCUGUCCCAGGAGUCUAGGAGAGAUGGGGCCUGUCAGAGGCAAAAGACGUCAUCUUUCUAGGGUAAAUCUGGGUCUCCAAAUGUUUUCCAAAUAUUUUUAGCAACUGGUGGACAUGUACCAAGGCUUGAGAGGGCCCAAAAGGAAGUAAGCCCAGGGCUUGGGGCAUGAGCAUUGUACCACUGAUGGUGGCCUGCCAUAUUGAUCCUGGGGC
Ceratotherium simum simum (southern white rhinoceros) is the source of this 4073-nucleotide messenger RNA. RefSeq names its product leucine rich repeat containing 15 (gene LRRC15). Lineage: Eukaryota; Metazoa; Chordata; Mammalia; Perissodactyla; Rhinocerotidae. Gene Ontology annotation, molecular function: protein binding. The record is from RefSeq and is a predicted model, not a curated record.